Messenger RNA from Amphimedon queenslandica, 924 nucleotides. Its product is annotated as PQ-loop repeat-containing protein 1-like. The transcript is spliced from 4 exons. The record is from RefSeq and is a predicted model, not a curated record. Lineage: Eukaryota; Metazoa; Porifera; Demospongiae; Haplosclerida; Niphatidae. Bases 34 to 825 code for a protein of 263 amino acids. Gene Ontology annotation, biological process: phospholipid translocation; retrograde transport, endosome to Golgi. Gene Ontology annotation, cellular component: endosome; trans-Golgi network.
GGCGGGGCUUACACUAUGUCUAAUUAAUUUAAAAUGGCUGACAACAAGAUGGCAAAUGAUCCUCAAAGCAAUGAAGAAUCCCACUGGAACGGCUCCCUCGUCCUCCUUGUCCCGUAUCUAAAGGAACUGGUCACAUACAUCUCCGUCUCCGCCAUGAUAUUCGGUGGAGUGGUCCCGUAUAUUCCCCAGUACAGGAAGAUCAGAAAGACAAGAGACUGUGAAGGGUUUUCAGUUUACGUCUGUCUCGUACUCCUAGUUGCUAAUAUACUUAGGAUAUUCUUUUGGUUUGGUGUCCACUAUGAGUUACCAUUACUCAUCCAGAGUCUCAUUAUGACAGUGACUAUGUUAGUAAUGAUGCACAUUUGUGUGACAGUAAAGAAAGAAUCAGCUCCAACAACAAUACACAGAUCAAUAUGGGAUAUAAAUUAUUUCUGGAAGUGGACCGAUUUCAGAGAGUACCUAAUCUUCACUGGACUAUUCUCACUUGUUGGAUUCAUCAUUACUCUCCUCCUCAUUAAUGUUAGUGUUUUUGUUGAGCUCUUAGGCUUCGCCUCACUCUUCACUGAGGCAAUGCUCGGCCUACCUCAGUUCUGGAGGAAUUAUAAACACAAAUCAACUGAAGGAAUGAGCAUACAGAUGGUGUUAUUUUGGUUGAGUGGUGAUACAUUCAAGACCAUAUACUUCAUAAUGAGAGGUGCUCCUGUACAGUUUGUGGUCUGUGGGUCUCUCCAGGUCAUGGUAGACAUUGCCAUCCUUUCACAAGUUGUGGUCUAUCGGAAGAAAAGGCAGCACUUCAUUAGUGCCAGUUUAUCAAUAAAGUCCUAAUCAUUGUUGAUUAUUAUUAUUAUACUAGACACUUUUUUAUUAUUGUUAAAAAUCUUAUUUUAUUUCUUUUUUUUCCAAAAAAAAUUAUUUCUCAUGCUA